CAUGCAUGGUACGUACCAUGCAUGACCAUCACACACAACCCCCGCCGCCGCGCCGGGGGUGGUUGGCGGUGGCGAGUUUCCCUUUGGUCUUUGCCCCUCACCGACCUGUGGCCGGAGCGGGGCAAGCCACGCUUUAACGAGCGCACACUUACGGCAGGCCAGCCUGUAUUACAUAAUUAGCGUAACUUUGCAUACUCACGCGAGGAUUCAACAUUAUGUAACGUUUGAUACCCACAGUCGUGCUUUGGCUAGUCUAUGUAGUUGCUGGAUGAGACUUCCCGCGCGAGAGUCCCUGGCCGACGAGACAUCCCGUCGCGACGCACCCGCUAGCUGCGAGAGGUCGUAGGUAACGCUGAUACAGUGGGCGUCCUGGCUGUGGCCAUGUCUGGAGCCACGCAGUUCCUGCUAGUGCUCUGGAAGAACUUCCUCCUUCAGGUUCGUCGUCCAGUCGGUACUUUGGUAGAGUUGGUGAUACCUCCACUUGCAGUAGUUGUUCUCGUUGGUUUGAAGUUUGGUCUUUUUGAUAUCGAGAAUCGAAUCUUUGUGACGUUUCCUUCUGACCAUCUGACGGUGCCUCUGCCUAACAACACCUACCAGAUCUACUAUGCCCCCAAUACUACCAACACUCGGAAAAUAGCAGACUGUAUUGAAAAGAAGUUACCAUAUGCCAGAGUGACUGGAGUUAACAGUGACCAAGACAUUGUGUCUGCCCUGAGCAGUGUUGCUCCUCCAAUUGUUCUCAGUGGUUCAGAAUAUGACAGUUCAGAAUGUGACAGCCUCAAACUACCCACCAACACUCCUCUUGGAUGCUUUAUACGAGGAGCGGGUAUUUAUUUCAACAACUUGGAGAGUGACAGUUUAGAGUACACCCUUCGUCUGAGACAUGAGGUGGGGGAAGAUAAGUCAUGGGAGACCAGAGAUGCUGCUCCAAACUUCCAGGCACCUGGCCCAAGAAUUACGGACAAUUUCUACUUGAGUGAGGGGUUCAUCCACCUCGAGAACAUUGUAGGAGAGGCCGUCAUUCGACUGAUGGCUAACCCCAACAUGACAGACUGUGAUGGUGGCCUCGAACACAAUAUUUCAGUGGCCAUGAGACAGCUACCUUAUCCUCAGUACACAGUCGAUUUCUUUCUCAUCACUGCUGUCAGUAUUCUCCCAUUUCUGAUUGUGCUGGCAUUCAUCUACUCUGCUGGUACUUUUACAAAGGAGCUGGUUCUGGAGAAGGAGACUCGUAUCAGAGAGUCAAUGUUGAUGAUGGGACUGAAGCAGUGGGUGCUGUGGACCACCUGGUUCAUCAAACAAUUCAUCUUCCUCUGCAUUUCAGCAUUCUUUGUGGCACUACUUCUUAAGGUGGGGGGAGUGUUCCCAGCAAGUGACUUCUUUCUUUUGUUUUCAUUUCUUAUUGUGUUCAACAUCUCUGCUAUUACCUUCUGCUUCUUUCUAAGUGUAUGGUUUAAUUCUGCAAGAAUUGGCCUGCUUAUUGGCUUCUUGGGAUGGUUUGUGAACUACCUUCCGUACAUAUUUGUGCCAGGGAGAUAUCAGACUCUUUCUCUAGGUGCAAAGUUGGGAUUCUGCAUUCUUUCAAACACCUGUAUGGGCCUUGGUAUAAACACCAUAUCCCUAUUGGAGAUCCGUGAAGAGGGAGUUCUUUGGAGCAACUUCUACAAGGAAAUUUCACUAGAUGAUGAUUUUAACCUUGGCUAUGUGUUCCUCAUGCUCAUCAUUGACUCCAUCAUCUACAUGCUCAUUGCCUGGUAUGUGAAUGGAGUAAAGCCCGGCCAAUAUGGAGUGCCAAAGCCAUUUUACUUCCCAUUUCUUCCAUCGUACUGGCUGGGACGACCCAUGACUUCCAAUCAAGGGCUGACGAAUGUUCUUGAAGGUGUUGACGCCCCUCAUCUAACUGAGCUUGACCCCUCAGCUCAUGAACAAGAGCCACAUGGCCUGUCAGUUGGGAUCAGUGUGCAAUACCUUACAAAGAUUUAUGAUGGGGGUGUUUUACGAAACUAUUGGGCGAGUGACAGUAAGCAGAAGAUUGCAGUGAAUAAACUCAGCCUCAACAUGUAUGAGGGUCAGAUCACUGCUCUCCUGGGCCACAAUGGAGCUGGAAAGACCACCACCAUCUCCAUACUUACCGGUCUAUACACACCGACGGGAGGUACAGCAGUCAUCAAUGGAUAUGACAUACGGAGCAACAUGGACCAGAUCAGACACAGUCUCGGCAUCUGUCCCCAGCACAAUGUCCUCUUUGACAGACUCACUGUCCUGGAGCACCUCAAGUUCUUCGCAAGAAUCAAGGGUGUGAGAGGAAAGGAUGUGGUUAAAGAGGCAGAGUGCAUGAUUGAGGACCUGCAGCUUCAGGACAAGAAAAAUACCCCAUCCCUGAAACUGUCCGGAGGAAUGAAACGGAAAUUGAGUGCUGGAAUUGCUUUGAUUGGAGGAUCAAAGUUUGUGGUUCUUGAUGAGCCCACAUCCGGGAUUGACCCCUAUGCAAGACGAGCCAUCUGGGACCUGCUUAUACGAUAUAAGGAGGGGAGAACCAUUCUACUUACCACGCAUUCAAUGGAUGAGGCUGACCUACUGGGAGACAGGAUUGCCAUCAUGGCUGAGGGGAAACUCCGUUGCUCUGGCUCCUCCCUCUUCCUCAAGAGCAGAUACGGAGUAGGUUACCGUAUGGUGAUAGUGAAGGAGCCAUCUUGUGUCUCAUCCAAAGUGACCGAUAUUGUUACUUCUCUGGUACAAGGAGGCAAGAACGUGACUGAUGUUGGAGCAGAGGUCUCCUAUGUGCUUCCCUUGAAGUCGUCACAAAGCUUUCCACACCUCUUCGAUACUUUAGAAGCUCAAAAGGAACAAUUGGGCAUUGCUGGGUUUGGCAUCUCGGUCACUACCAUGGAGGAGGUCUUUAUCAAAGUAGGAGAGGGAACUGAUGAAACUCUGGAUGAAAGGAUUAAGCGAACAGGAACAACUACUGAUAUUCCUGUGUCUCGGUCCCAGUCUCCAUCACGGUCUAUUACUCACUCUAUCCGGCCAGCCUCACCUGUUCAAAAUGAGACCCUAGCACAGGAAGUGCACCAGGAUGGAGUUGACACCACAGAGCAGGUGCCUGAAGUGGUCAUAAAAGGAAAGUCUUCAGUGAAUUCCGAGGUCCCUCCGAAACCACCAACAAAUUUUGUCCCAAAUUCAGGUGCAGUUUUGUGGUGUCAGCAGUUCUAUGCCAUGUUUCUGAAGAGGUUCUACAACUCUCUGAGGUUCUGGCAAGCCAUCAUCACCCAGCUAGUACUCCCCCUGCUAUUUGUACUAAUUGCUAUGAUACUGGCUGUAACACUCCCAAAUGCAAACGAAAACGAUCCCCCGCGACCUCUGAGAAUAAGCAAUUCAGCUCUGGUCCCAGAUAGCCGACUGGUGUUCUUCGCCACUCUUGGUGAUGUGUCAUCCGACACUCUAGAUUUUUGUUCAGUCACUGCUGAUAGCAUUGGUGCAACUGAGCUACUGGAUUACACACGAGAUACUUUGGAUAUGUACAGCUAUGUGCAGAACGUGGAGACUCCAUCUCGGUGUUGCAACUACUCCUACCAGAUACUGGACAAAUUUUGUGCUAGACAACCUCUGAAACAAUUAAACUGUCAACAGACUCGUUUCAAAAACAAGUUUGGUUAUCGCCGUGGACAAAAUUGCCUUGAGUGCUGUAAAGCCAACAAAGCGGUGGUACCAUCGUGUACAAAUCCUCUAACUCAGACCAGGAGUCCAGACCAAGAGGACUUAUGUCCUCAACCACCACAGGUAUCAGUUGAUGAUGCUGAGAGCAACGCUACAGGUAGACUGGAGAGUGAGACUGUGUUUGUCGAUGAGACUCUUCUCAGAAAAGGCAAUGAUAUGUCUCCAGACGUGUACAUCCGAAGGAUUCAGGCUGGAUUUGUGAUCAGCUACCGAGAUCCACCUUAUGCUGCCUGUGGCUGCAAUGAUGCAGACUCCUUUUCUCAGAAUUACGUCAAUAGCCUCUCUGAGUGCACCCGUUCAGAUGGUGCCCAAGUGUAUGCACUGAGGCAGAGAACUCAGUUUUUUGACUGGCUUUCAAGAGACUGUGAUGAAGGUGGUAGUGGUAGUGGCAGUGGUAGUGGCAGUGGUGUGGCUCCGUUUAGUAUGGACUAUGCUGUGGAUGGGUUGAGUGCCAACCUACUACAGCUAAUGGCCUGUGCUGAAAAUAGUAGUUGUGACGGAGAAAAUAGUACAGUCCGUCCUACAGCAGAGUUCUAUCCCAAGGAACUACCUCAAAUUGCAGUAACAGUCUACUACAACAACAAUCCAUGGCACAUGUCGGCAGCAGCUCUGAAUGCCUUCCACAAUGUGUGGCUGAGACAGGCCACCAACAACUCCAACCUCAGACUCACCAUCAACAACCAUCCUCUACCUCGCACUGUAGAUGCUGAGGUUGAUGCUACUCAACAGAAUUUUAAUGGGUUUGCGAUUGGCACAAUGGUGGUGUUUGGAUUCAGUUUUCUCAUUUCUACAUUCGUCUUGUUCCCAAUCAAUGAAAAGGAAAUAAAGGCAAAGCAUCUCCAGUUUGUGAGUGGAGUUGAUGUGACCAGCUUCUGGAUCUCCACAUACGCCUGGGAUCUCUUAAACGCCUUGGUGCCUGUCGUACUCUCUGUUAUCCUUUUCGCUGCCUUUCAAGUGGAAGGCUAUACUGGAGACGGUCUUGCUGGAGUGUUCCUCUUGUUGCUGCUAACAUGUUGGUGUACUAUUCCAAUGGUCUAUGCGGUGUCCUUCCUAUUCUCAAACUCUCUGGUGGCAUUUGCUGUCAUAUUCUUCUUUCUCUUCAUUACAUCACAGGUGUUCCUCCUGAUACAAUUCUUCGUGACUGACCAAUCAACCAAAGAUGCUCUGCACUAUUUGACACUCUUUGAUCCUUCUUAUGCCCUCUCAAUCGGUCUUAAUGACUUGUACCUGAAUAACAUUGUCAGAGGCACCUGCACACAGAACAACGUUACACGAGCGGCAUGUAGGAUGAGUGACACAAUACGGUAUGUGGAUAACCCACUGUCCAUUGAUCGUCCUGGUGUUGGGGUCAACCUGAUAUACAUGACAUUAGAGGGAGUGCUUUUCUUUGCUCUGACUCUUCUCCUGGAGGUUUGUUUCCUAACUGUUCACUAUAACAUACGUUUACGUAUGUUUAUGUGGUUUCUCGUUGUGUACAGAAUGGGUUUUUCUUUGCUGAAGUCCGUGGGAUGUUUGUCAAAUAUAUUCAAAGGCGUAAAACACGCCCAGAAGCAGCAGAUGAACCUCUGUUACUUCAUGGCGAGGAUGAAGAUGUUGCAGCAGAGAGGAAGAAGGUUGUGUUAGGAGCCACGACUAAGGAAGACACUGUGAUCAUUAAAAAUUUAGUCAAGGAGUAUCACAGAUCACUAGAUGGCUGCACAGUUAGGGCUGCAAAGCUAGCUGUGAAUGGAAUAAGUCUCAUCGUCCCCCAGAACGAGUGCUUUGGACUUCUUGGGGUAAAUGGUGCUGGAAAGACCACUACAUUCAGUAUCUUAACUGGAGACAUAGCUCCUACAACUGGGACUGCUGUCAUAGCAGGAUAUGACAUUAGAACUGACUUGAGGAAGGUCCAGCAGCGCAUUGGCUACUGUCCUCAGUUUGAUGCUCUAAUAGAGAGGAUGACAGGGAGAGAGCUGCUGACCAUGUUUGCCAGACUGAGAGGUAUUCCAGAGUCUCUCAUCAGUCAGGCAGUGGAGGCUGAGGUGGCUCGACUUGACCUCUCCAAACAUGCCAGCAAACAGUGUGGAAAGUACAGUGGUGGAAACAAAAGAAAAUUAAGUACUGCUAUUGCACUUGUUGGAAAUCCCCCUAUUGUGUUUCUGGAUGAGCCAACUACAGGUAUGGAUCCAGGGACACGGCGCUACCUGUGGGAUGUUCUGACUGGAGUCACUAGAGAGGGAAGGAGCAUCAUACUCACAUCACAUAGCAUGGAGGAGUGUGAGGCACUGUGUACCAGACUUGCCAUCAUGGUCAAUGGCCAGUUCAAAUGUCUCGGCAGCAUACAACACCUGAAGAACAAAUACGGCUCUGGGUACAGUCUCCAGGCAAAGCUGGGGCAGAAAAUGCCUACACCAAAAACCUAUCCUACUGACCAGGAAGAGACUGUGUUUUCUGUAGCUAAUCCUGCUACUGAAGAUGGAAACCCUGAUCAUCAGUCUACACUAAAGAGGAGUGCUGUUGAAGAGAGUCAUGAUGGUGAGGACAUAAGUUCACUGCACAUGUUCAUCAAGGAGUCUUUUCCUGAAGCUAUACUGCUGGAAGAGCACCAGGGCUCAGUGACCUACCAGUUGCCCAGUGCUGGUCUGACAUGGUCCUCAGUGUUCCGUCAACUGGAGGCCAACAAGGACAGACUUGGUAUCAUUGACUACUCUGUCAGUCAGACCACUCUGGAGCAGGUUUUUAUUAACUUUGCUCGAGAGCAAGAAGAAAAUGGGCCAGAAUAGAACUUUAGUUUUUAGCUCAUCUAUUUAUUUCAGUAUGCCUAGAUGUUGGUUGGCCAAAAAUAGGGCACGAACAUGAUAUUCUGUGUCUGUAUAAUUAUUGCACCUGUGUGAAAUAUUUUGUGGAGU
Molecule: messenger RNA, 6602 nt
Organism: Geodia barretti
Lineage: Eukaryota; Metazoa; Porifera; Demospongiae; Tetractinellida; Geodiidae
Source: the annotation of a GenBank genome assembly